AUGGAUAUUUCCCGCUGGUCUACAGAUCAGGUGGCGGAAUGGCUUGUGCAGAACAACUUUGCCUCGUUUCGAGACAGCUUUGUUUCUCAUAACGUCGGCGGCAUGGCGCUGCUCCAGCUCGACUAUGAGCUUCUGAAAGAAAUCGGCGUUUUGAAAGUUGGCGAGCGAGCCAGGAUCCUGAGGGCGAUCAAGCUCACCUCCCGACGCUCUUUAGCUGGGCACGAGGUAUGUCGACCGAAUAGUAUUCUAUGA
Messenger RNA from Polychytrium aggregatum, 252 nucleotides. Its product is annotated as sterile alpha motif/pointed domain-containing protein. The transcript has a single exon. Gene Ontology annotation, molecular function: protein binding. Lineage: Eukaryota; Fungi; Chytridiomycota; Chytridiomycetes; Polychytriales. The record is from RefSeq and is a predicted model, not a curated record. Bases 1 to 252 code for a protein of 83 amino acids.